AUGGAGUCUCGUCUUGAUGGCAUAGAGAAGGUCAUGACCAAGAUAUUGGCCAAGAUUGAAGAAUGGGAUCAGUCUCACAAGGAGCAAAGUUUGGAAGAGCUUGGAUUGGAGGGAAAAUCUGAAUCGCUCAAAAAGUCUAUUCUCAGUGUCAUCAACCCCACCAUCAAGGCACAACAUGUUGAGAAUGUUGCAUUCCAAGACCGGGUCUUGAGGGAGCUAACAAAACUCCAAGAGCAAAUGGAGGAAUACCGCGUCAGUCUGGAGAAGACCAAUGCGGAUUGGGCCAUGUGCAAGCGGGCAGUGGCCAACGGAGGCGCCAUUGGAGCUGGAAUGAUGGCGAAUACCCCAAAAUCAAAAGAGUUCGACGAGUUCAAGCGUGAACUCAAGAGGCAAUUCUAUCUUGAGAAUGUGGCUAUCAAUGCACGGAAGAGAAUGAAGGAGUUGAAGCACACCUCUUCUAUCUACAACUAUGUCGAGGAAUUCUCUGCCCUCAUGCUUCAAAUCACAAACAUGAGUGAAGAAGAUCUCCUCUUCAACUUCAUCGAUGGUCUCAAGUCUUGGGUAGCUCAAGAACUCAAGCGUCGUGGGGUCAACGGCAUCUCCACCACCCUGACAGUGGCAGAAACCUUAGAAGAAUUUGAGUAUCAUAAGAGUAACAACUCUUCAAAGCCCAAGUCUUCAAAGGAUAAUCACAGUAAAGGUGAGGGAGCGAAGGGGUUCAAGCCCCCACAGUACAAAGACCGAGGAGAAAAGCCUUCAACAUCAAAGGAGGGCAAGAAAGACCACUCCAAAGAUAAGAAGCCAAAUGAUGCUUACUUCCUUUGUGACGGACCACAUUGGGCUAGAGAUUGUCCUAAGAGGAAGGCCCUCAACGCCAUGUUGGAAGAAAAGGAAGUUCAAGAAAAGUCACACCUGGGGUGUCUACAACUUCUCAACUCAAUCAAGGCAAGCACGAAGCCAACCACUAAGGAUGGAUCUUUGAUGUUUGUAGAAGUACUCAUCAAUGGGAAGAAGAGUCAUGCCAUGGUCGACUCAGGAGCUUCUCACAACUUCAUCAAGAAGGAAGAGGCCGCACGGCUAGGGAUUCCUCUCAAGAAGGGUCAAGGAUGGUUGAAGAUCGUAAAUUCCGAAGCCAAACCCCUUGAUAGUGUAGCUCACGGGGUGGAGCUACAACUUGGCACUUGGAAAGAGUUGCCCAAGCAACUACCACCUAGGAGAGAGGUGUACCAUCAGAUCGAGUUAGAACUUGGUGCCAAACCACCCGCCAAAGCACCUUAUCGCAUACCUCCAGAGCUUGAAGAACUAAGGAGGCAACUUAAGGAGCUACUUGAUGCCAGAUUCAUCCAACCCUCUAAGGCACCAUAUGGGGCACCCGUGUUGUUCCAAAAGAAACAUGAUGGGUCUUUGCGGCUGUGCAUCGACUAUCGGGCUCUAAAUAAGGUAACCAUAAAAAACAAGUACCCCAUUCCUUUGAUUACUGAUUUGUUUGAUCAAUUGGGCCAUGCGAAGUACUUCUCUAAGCUUGAUUUAAGAUCGGGGUAUUAUCAAGUGAGGAUUGCGGAAGGAGAUGAACCAAAGACAACUUGUGAAGCCUUUGAUGAUCUGAAGACAGCCGUCACGGAGGAACCGGUCUUGGCCCUACCAGAUUGUACCAAGCCUUUUGAGAUACAAUCAGAUGCAUCAGAUUUUGCCAUAGGGGGAGUUCUCAUGCAAGAGGGACAUCCCAUUGCAUAUGAGAGUCGCAAACUCAAUGAGACUGAAAGGCGAUACACCGUGCAAGAGAAGGAGAUGACGACCAUCAUUCACUGCCUUAGAGUUUGGCGACACUAUUUGCUUAGCUCCCGUUUUGUGGUCAAGACAGAUAAUAUUGCCACUAGUUACUUUCAAAGUCAGAAGAAAUUGAGUCCGAAACAAGCUAGGUGGCAAGACUUCUUGGCAGAAUUUGACUUUGUCUUGGAGUAUAAACCUGGGAAGGCCAAUCUUGUUGCUGACGCACUAAGUAGGAAGGGCGAACUUUCUGCUAUCACUCAAGCUCAAGGGGAGCUACUUGAUAUAAUCCGUGAAGGCAUGGAGCAUGAUCUCUUAGCCAAGAAUUUGGUGGAGAAUCAGAGUCCUGCAGGAUUAUUAGAACCACUACCCAUUCCCUCUCAUCCAUGGGAAAGCGUGAGCAUAGAUUUUAUAGUGGCUCUACCUAAAUCCGAGGGUUGUGGUACUAUCAUUGUGGUGGUAGACCGAUUCUCCCAGUAUGCCACCUUCAUAGCGGCCCCUAAGGAUUGCUCAGCUGAAGAAACUGUAAAAUUAUUCUUCAAGCAUGUGGUGAACUUUCAUCCUCAGUUAGAUGGGCAAACUGAGAGGGUGAAUGCUUUGUUGGAGUUAUACUUGAGGCACUUUGUAAGUGCCAACCAAUCCGAUUGGGCUAAGUUAUUGGAUGUAGCUAAAUUCUCCUAUAAUUUACAAAGGAGUGAAUCCACAAACAAAAGCCCAUUUGAGAUUGUAAUGGGGCAACAACCACUCACUUCCCAGUCAUUGGAGACAAGUUAUGUGGGGAAUUGUCCAACAGCCUACAAGAUUGCUAAAUCUUGGAACGAACAAUUGGAUGUGACCCGCUCCUACUUAGACAAAGCAAGCAAGAAAUGA
Molecule: messenger RNA, 2637 nt
Organism: Carya illinoinensis
Lineage: Eukaryota; Viridiplantae; Streptophyta; Magnoliopsida; Fagales; Juglandaceae
Exons: 7
Coding region: 1-2637 (878 amino acids)
Biological process (GO): proteolysis; DNA integration
Molecular function (GO): aspartic-type endopeptidase activity; nucleic acid binding
Source: RefSeq, a predicted model, not a curated record